AGGCACUGAUAGAGCAUUAUCAGUGCUCUGGCCAUGUUGCGUCUCGGAGUAAUUUUGCUUUUCUUCACCGUUUCUGCUCAGGCAGUAUGGCUCAAUCUACCUUCUAUUGCUUUGAAAGUGUCCGAGCAUCUUCUCAAUUUUGAUCAGCUCCCAGAGCCUGCAGAAUUAGAAAAAUCUACCCAGGAUAAUGACGAGGAUCUUCUCCAACAGAUAGAAGAAAUGCGCAGAAAGUUGGUGGACGGCGAAUCCAAGGAAUCUAGUGAAGAAGUAGAUUUAUUUUCAGAUGUAAAGAAAGAUGAGGAAAAAAUCAAAGAGAGCGGCGAAAGCAAGAGCGUAUUCCAUCCUCCCAACAACAUUAAGUGGCAACAUAGUAUGCUCGAUGAGCCAAGAGAGUCUGACGACGAAGUAAUCGUGAGAAAUUCUGACGAUGACGAAGAAGGUGUGGAGGAAAUCGUUCAUCGUGUUUUGCCUAAAGAAAACACAGCUUUUGCUCCUUCCAUCCCCUCGCAGAAAAGAACUCAAGUGCAAGAUAAGAAAGAAACUAAACAGCAUGGCCGUCGCCACCGCUAUGGAGGAUUGAAGAAAAGCGGAAAAGUUUUCGAGCAUAAAACUAAACCCCGAGUAUGGGAAAGCAGCCCAUCGUUCAAGGACGAGCUGCCCAAGGAAUGGGAUUGGCGAAAUGUCAGUGGCGUGAAUUACUGUAGUCCUACGAGAAAUCAACAUAUACCAGUGUACUGUGGUUCAUGUUGGGUCUUUGGGACAACGGGUGCUCUGAAUGAUCGCUUCAACAUUGCUCGUAAGAACAGAUGGCCUAUGACGAUGGUUUCUCCACAAGAGAUCAUCGAUUGCAAUGGUAAGGGUAACUGCCAAGGAGGUGAGGUUGGCAAUGUGCUGGAGUACGCAAAGUAUCAUGGACUUGUCGAAGAAGGUUGCAAUGUCUACCGAGCUACAAAUGGGCAAUUGUCACAAUUUCAGAUUGCGAUCCUAUGCACCGUUGUGGUACCUGUUGGCCCGACAGCUGUUUCGCUGUUAAGAAUUAUACCAGAUACUAUAUCACUGAAUAUGGACAGGGUGUCCGGUCGCGAGAACAUGAUGGCCGAAAUCAAGAGAGGUGGUCCAAUCGCGUGCAGCAUUACUUGCACUCCAGAAUUCGACUAUAAUUACACUGGAGGAGUUUACAAAGAGAAAGGCGAGAAAGUUGUUGAGCCCAACCACAUCGUUUCGGUCACCGGUUGGGGCGUUGACGAGAAAGGUGUUGAAUACUGGAUUGUGCGCAAUAGUUGGGGUGAAGGCUGGGGUGAAAAGGGCUGGUAUCGAGUUGUGACGUCGAAAUAUUUAGAUGGCACUGGAAAUGAGUAUAACAUGGGAAUAGAGAAAGACUGCUACUACGCUGAUGUCGAUGUCAGUAAUUUGGAUUGAAUUUGCUAGACUAACUUUCAAAGCAUGCUUCUGUUGAAUUGUUCUAUUG
Molecule: messenger RNA, 1468 nt
Organism: Cylicocyclus nassatus
Lineage: Eukaryota; Metazoa; Nematoda; Chromadorea; Rhabditida; Strongylidae
Source: the annotation of a GenBank genome assembly